Messenger RNA from Trichogramma pretiosum, 905 nucleotides. It is a transcript of the gene Ggamma1, whose product is annotated as guanine nucleotide-binding protein subunit gamma-1-like. Lineage: Eukaryota; Metazoa; Arthropoda; Insecta; Hymenoptera; Trichogrammatidae. Gene Ontology annotation, biological process: G protein-coupled receptor signaling pathway. Gene Ontology annotation, molecular function: G-protein beta-subunit binding. The coding region runs from base 430 to 636 and encodes 68 amino acids. The record is from RefSeq and is a predicted model, not a curated record. Gene Ontology annotation, cellular component: heterotrimeric G-protein complex. The transcript has 2 exons.
GCGCGCGAGCGCGACGCUCAUGCCUCAUAAUAUCUCGGUUCUGCGGCUUAUAACCUCUGCAUCAUAAUAUCUGCAGAGUGCAGACAUCUAAAGUAUAGACUAUUACCUACUCGUCGAUGUAUAGCUUGUUAACGAAAUCAGUCACUUUCAAUAUCAAUUGUACUCGCGUUGAGAAAUAGACAAUAAGUUUAAGUGCAUCUCACUCAACUUCUGCAGUUUUUACGUGAAUCGGCUGUGUUGUCAAAUUGGAACGCAACAAAAUUUUAUAAAUGGAAUUGUGACCACGCCCAGAACAUCAAAUCUAUGGUUCAUCUAUACAAUUAGUAUUGCUGAUACACUGUCGAGUAAUUGAUAUAUACUUCGUCAAGUGUUGCUUGUUUUAAGAAUUACGAGAUUAACGCAUAGUUUUUUCUAUAAAAACAAUAAAAAAUGGUGAUGUCUACUGUACAAACGAGACGUCAAGAGGUCGAACAAUUGCGCCGAGAGGCCACUAUAAAGCGAGAAAAGCUCAGCAAAUCUAUGAAAGAAAUGCUGGAUUUUAUUCGCGAACACGAGCAAGAGGAUUGUCUGCUCGUCGGCUUCUCCUCUCAGAAGAGCAAUCCCUUCAGGGAAAAGAACUCGUGUGCCAUACUCUAACACUGGGUUCUUUUUAGCCCAUUAAGCACACAGAGACGUUACAAUUCAUUGAAUCGGUUGAGAGCUGUGCAAUGGUGUCAGGGGCAAAAUACCUCAUCCUAUUUAAAUAAUAAAACUUUUAUGGCUUGGUGGCAUGUGUGUACAAACUUCAUAAGCAUGGAAUUGACUCGUCUUACCAGAUUGUUUGCAAGUACUAAAGUUCGUAUACAAUAAAUAUAAACUGUGGAAUCAUUUUUAAUACAGCGAAGUAUAUUUUUGACAAAUUAUAA